Molecule: messenger RNA, 826 nt
Organism: Rosa chinensis
Lineage: Eukaryota; Viridiplantae; Streptophyta; Magnoliopsida; Rosales; Rosaceae
Product: protein virilizer homolog
Exons: 4
Coding region: 239-826 (195 amino acids)
Cellular component (GO): RNA N6-methyladenosine methyltransferase complex
Molecular function (GO): RNA binding
Source: RefSeq, a predicted model, not a curated record
CAGGGAAUGCAUCAGAUGAAUCAUUGGAAGACUGCGAUUUUUUUUACUCUAAGGCUGAUUUAGUAACUUCCAAACAGUUGGUGGAUUGGUUAAGUCAGUACUUUUGCUUUAAUAGGGACUUUUCAAGUGUUGGACAUCACCAACUUCCACAGGAUACAAAUGUCAUGCUGGGAUUGAGUGUGGCUCUUCUUUUGUGCUCUGGAGAGUGAGCUGCUUUCACUUUGUAAGUGGUGGGGGAAUGGAGCAGCUUGUACAUGUCUUCAGUCGUGAUAAGCAGAAUACUACCGCAACAACAUUACUUCUACUUGGAGUUGUUGAGAAGGCUACUCAGCAUUCUUUUGGAUGUGAAGGAUUUUUAGCUUGGUGGCCUCGUGAAGAUGAAAAUAUUCCAUCUGGUGUCAGUGAUGGUUACAGUAGAUUGUUGAAUUUGUUGUUGCAAAAACAGCGUCAUGACGUUGCUUCAUGUGCAACUUAUGUCCUUCAUCGCUUAAGAUUUUAUGAGGUUACUUCAAGAUUUGAGUGUGCAGCUUUGUCUGUAUUGGGAGGUCUCUCUACUGUUGGUAGGGUCACAAGUGAUACUUUGGACAUGCUUAUCUGUGCAAAAUCGCAACUUAAAAAGCUCUUGAAAUUGAUAACUUCACGUGGUCCAAUUGAAGAUCCUUCCCCCGUUGCUCGUGCAACCAGAAAAUUGAUUCUUGGUCAAACUGAAGGUUUGUUGUCAUAUAAAGCAUCCAGUAACUUGAUUGCUUCAUCAAAUUGUUGUUUCUCAAAUCGGGAUAUCGACUUGCAUUUGCUGGAUCUUCUCAAGUUAUAUCUUCCUCUUUGA